UCCUCCUCAGCUCCGAGCAGACAGACAGGUGGACGGACAGACAGACAGGUAGACGGACAGAGCGACCAUGAUAUCUGCCUCCUCUCCCUCCUCCUCCUCUCCCUCCUCCUCCUCUUCCUCCUCCUCCUCUUCCUCCUCCAGUGGAUCGCGGACAAACACCAUGAAGCGUCUCUCGCUGCUCGGCUGUGAACCGCUCCUCUCCGGUGCAGCAGUAUAGCGAUGGUGUAUUCACAGUCGUCAAACGCAGUUGGUGUCAAUCCCUCGCUUUACUCUCCAUCUUUCACAUAUCAGAUGUCAUUUAACUACUCUGAGAGGGAAAACUCAACUGUCCUGGCAACCUUACCCACAACUCCCCUCUGCAGCCUCGAGGGCGAGCCCAACAGGACCUCCGCCUCCUACGAGCUGACUUCAGGUGAGGUCGCCGUCCUGGGCUUGGUAUUUGGGGUUCUCUGGCUGGUCUCCAUCUUGGGAAAUGCCCUCGUCUGCCUGGUCAUCCACCGGAGCCGACGGACUCAGUCCACAACCAACUACUUUGUGGUGUCUAUGGCCUGUGCAGACCUGCUGAUGAGCCUGGGUUGCGCCCCCUUCAUCCUCCUGCAGGUCGCCUCAGGACGAUGGCCACUGAGCGCCGCCGCCUGCAAGGCCGUACGUUACCUGCAGCAUCUGUGCCCCGGCGUGCAAGUCUAUGUGCUGCUGUCCAUCUCUGUAGACCGUUUCUAUACAAUCGUUUACCCCCUCAGCUUCAAGGUGUCCAGAGAGAAAGCGAAGAAGAUGAUCUUGGCCUCAUGGCUGUUUGAUGCAGCCUUCGUGUCACCGUGUCUCUUCUUCUAUGGUUCCACAUCCACAGCCAGCGGUCAUUGUGACUUCUUCCUUCCGGACAGCUGGGGCAGUGUUACCUACGCUGCCAUUCACCUCCUGUUUGGAUUUUUGGUCCCAGUGGCUCUGAUCAUGUCGUUCUAUCAGCGGGUGGUCCGCUAUAUCUGGAGGAUCAGCGCUGAUGGCCACACCGUACGCCGGACAAUGAACAUCGUCCCACGGACUAAAGUCAAGACCAUCAAGAUGUUCCUCAUGCUCAAUUCAGUUUUCUUCCUCACCUGGACGCCCUUCUUCAUCGCCCAGCUGUGGCACCCGAGGGAGUCUGAUGGACCCAGUAGGCAGGGACUGCUGUUUUUCACGGCCAUCGCCUGGAUUUCCUUCAGCUCCACGGCGUCCAAGCCAACCCUGUACUCUGUCUACAAUGCUAACUUCAGAAGAGGCAUGAGGGAGACCUUCUGCAUGUCCUCCAUGAAAUGCUACCGCAGUAACGCGUACACCAUCACGGCGAGCUCUCGGAUGGCCAAAAAGAACUACAUUGGGGUGGUGGACAUCCCGGUGCAAGCAAAGACCGUCGCCAAGGACUCGGUUUACGAUACAUUUGACGGAGAGGCAAAGGAAAAGAAGGUGGCCUGGCCCACUAACGCCAACCCUCCGAAUACCUUUGUCUAAGUGAGUUUUAAAACUGUGAAUGUACAAAAUGAACUAGUUUGAAACUUUAUUCUACAGCACAAAGUCACAGUUGGCAGGUGAGCGAGCUGGAACAUGUUAGCCCUCAAUUCAACUGAAACACAAGCUCACAGAAACAGAAUGUGUGUAAAGGGCUUUUUCUGAUCUAACACACCUUCUGGCAGCCAUAUUGGAGGUUCUCAACAGCUGUGAACAACUAGCCGUUUUUAUACUUCCGAUUUGAAUCAUUAUUUAUUUCUGUGCUGUGUUUUGAUGGAUUGUUUUGCCAUUGAUGUAUCAGAUUUUGUGUUUUGAUGUCAGCUUGAUAUCGAGCUAACAAUAGUCUGUGGCCCUCGAUAAGUGACCGUCGUAAAUGCCUCUGAUUUGCUGCAGUAAUGUUUGUGGUAGAAGCUAACGUUAGUAGUGGCCACUAGCUGUAUGUUAACACUGACAUCAUCUGCUUUGCUACAUUAAGAGUAAUUGUGAGUUGGCUCGCUAACAAAGCCCUAAAUCUACAGUUUGUUCAGGCUCUCAAGACAAAUGGGGACUGUAGAGUUGUAAAGUGGAAGGUUUGUUUGAAGAGUCAAUGUUUGAGCGCUUCGAGGGCUGAGCUGGACAUGAAACUUUCAACAGAACAACUGUCAACUGCAACCAAAGCAAACGUUUCAAAAUGACCUACUCAGGCAUCCGCAGUGAUGUGGUUAACUGUGGUAUGGUGAGGGUUAGGCAACUCAAACUUCAACUUUGCAACUCAAUAGAGAGCAGAGACGUGCCGCUAGCUGCUGUUUUACAGUGUAUUUUUUACAGAUGUUUUCUUUCAUUUCAUUAAAUGCAUCCAUUUAUAGAAAUCCAUAAAGUCCUGAAAAUAUUUUUAUCUUGUGCUUUUUGUAGAAGAGUGUGGCAGGAAUUCGUCUCUUUGCAGACGACAGCCGACUGUCACAUUUCUCUACACAACAACCCUUUUUCUAGUUUUCUCAGAUAUGGUUGCUCAGUAAAUACAUCAGUUCAUUAGUCUAAAGGAUUUCUCAGGUAGUGCAGUCUGCAGUCAGUGGCCUACCCUUAUUUUUAAAAAGAUUUCAGAGGGAAUUCAUUUGUAAUAUUUGUCACACAAAGUUUUAUUCACUUGUAAACUGAUUCUAAUCCCAAACUAAACUGGGAUAAAACCAGUAAAGACUCUUCUCUUUCAGAGCUACAGUAACUUUGAGUCUGGAGAACCGUGCACCGUUUUCUAUCAUCAGAACAGAAAUAAAUGAAUACUCACCGUCCUUUGAAAAUGUAUCUCUGCUGCGUUCAUCUUUCCCAGGUGAUUGUAGGUUCAAAUACUGUUUGAUUAUUUAUUCAUCACAUCAAAAACUUUAUGUUUCUGACCCCAACUGGAGGUAAAGGUCCAAUGACAGAGAGGUUUUCUGGUGUAUAAUAUCUUUCAUUAAUAAACUGACAGUGACAGAUUUUAUGGAUAUUUCAUAUUAUUCAAAACUGUACCAUAAACCCAGACAGUGAAGUUUGUGUAAAACCAGAUAUUUGAUUAAUUUUGAGCAGAUUAUUUCCUAUUUAGGAACUUUUUAUACAAUCCUGUCUGUAUUCUGUGUUUUUAUCAUUUUUAACAAUCAUACAGACUUCAUAGGCUUCUCUUUUGACAAAUACACAGUUUAUUUGACGCUGGGCCAUCAUCCUAUUAGACCACUGGUUCCCAACCUUGGGGUCUCGACCCCCACUAGGGGUCGCCAAAGCUUCACAGGAGGCCUUCUGGAAUUUAAGGGUGUAAGAAAACUUUAAAAAUGUCUACAGUAGGUAGGUGGUUGUGUGAAGGAAAGUAAACUAAUAGAACAAUGAGAAGAAAACAGUGAAAAUGUGUCACUGAGUCAGUUUAUUAAUUAAAGGUUGGGAACCAGAGUAUUUCAACAUUUACUGUACUUUUACUUCACAGAAGUCAACCAGGAGCUAAGAUAUAGACAUUGAGCACAUUUUAAAAAUAAAGACAGCCUCGCGACCCCCUGUGAAGCUCUGCCGCCCCCCAGUGGGCGCUGGGAACCAGUGCGUUGGAUUAUUGUAAACAUGGUGAAGGGUGUUCAGUUUUCCAGACUGCAGUUAAUGUGAGUCCAAAGAUGAUUCUCACCUGUGUCCGUUUACCUUUUAGCUGCUUGGUGUGAUGAAGCGUCUUUGUGUAAACUUUACUGUGAUAUGAAGGUCCACGCUUUAUUAAAGCUCCUCAGUUCAACA
Messenger RNA from Dicentrarchus labrax (European seabass), 3702 nucleotides. RefSeq names its product G protein-coupled receptor 19 (gene gpr19). Gene Ontology annotation, cellular component: plasma membrane. The transcript is spliced from 2 exons. Bases 220 to 1485 code for a protein of 421 amino acids. Gene Ontology annotation, molecular function: neuropeptide receptor activity. The record is from RefSeq and is a predicted model, not a curated record. NCBI's taxonomy places the organism in Eukaryota, Metazoa, Chordata, Actinopteri, Moronidae. Gene Ontology annotation, biological process: G protein-coupled receptor signaling pathway.